Messenger RNA from Chelonoidis abingdonii (Abingdon island giant tortoise), 774 nucleotides. The record is from RefSeq and is a predicted model, not a curated record. NCBI's taxonomy places the organism in Eukaryota, Metazoa, Chordata, Testudines, Testudinidae.
CGAUAUGACAGUUGCUGCUGCUGGGUCACACAAUGUUCAGAAGGCGUAAAUCGAGCACUCCAGAACACAAGAAGGACUUUGCUGUGCAUGGAGCCGUACUGCCGGGGCCACAGAAUGACAGGAGGUCUUUUUUCAACUUGUCUCAGCUUGUACUCUCUGCUGGCCAGCUCAGAUCACCACCCAUACUCAGGCAUUCAAAAAUCACUUACUUUGAAGUGGAAAUCCUUGAUGCACAAAGUAAGAGGCAGAUCUGUGUGGUGGAUAAGGUACCUCCAUCAUCCACCCUCCUUGAUGUAAAACAUAAAUUUCACAAAGCAUGUCCCCAGUGGAACCCUUCCCGUAUUGGCCUGCGACUAGAACGCAAUGGGCCCUAUUUGAAGGAUUCCGUCAGCAUUCAAAGCUUGGCAGUUUCCUCCAUCAUUACGCUGUAUUUUACAGAUCUGGGUCAGCAGGUCAGUUGGACCACAAAAUGGAUCUUCACAUCACAGCUUCCCCAGGGGGUGGGAUUGAGAUUCUGGACAGCUGACAGUAUGCGGGCAGGACAAUUUCUUGGAUGGCAUCUCUGCUUGCUGCACUUCCACAGCCUUUGAGCCAGCAAUGGUUGGGUUAAGACACAGUGCAGAAACAGGGCACAGUUAGACAGGAAUCUACAACGCCAGUGGAAUUGUGAGAUAGCCCUGGAGCACUAACAGCACCCACGCUUGAUUCGCGUGCAUUCUCACCACAAAGUAGGCAUGUUGCCAGCCCAUGAAGUGGAAUUCUAGCUCAAGCCUA